AUGAAAGGUUCACACAGUGUUGUAGUCCUUGGAAUGAUAGCUUGUAUAUUAGUGUUUGAAUCUUAUUUAAAUUACGCAGUGUCGAUUAUUACAGACCAAUCUAGUAAGAAGGGGAGUAUACGGUUAAAAGAAUUAACAGACACUGACAAUCAUGUUCAUCCCGCACCAAUUGUGAUAUUAACCUAUAUGAGAAGUGGUUCCUCUCUUGUCGGAGAUAUAUUACAGCAGGGUAAAGAUGUAUUUUAUUUAUUUGAACCACUCAGACUUGCACAGUUUCGACUAAGGAAGAAACAGCCAUACUAUAACCUUGAUGGAAAUGAAAGGUUGUAUAGCAGUUUCUUUGACGCCGGCAGAGAUAUAAUAAGAAACUGGACAACAAUAUACAGGGAUCUCGUAACUAUUGAUAUAUUAUCUAAAAAGUAUCCGGAAAGAGUUUUAACAUUUUUCUAUGAAGAUCUUGCCAAAGAUCCUCUAAAAAUGUCAAAACAAUUGUACAAAUUCACAGGCAUAAGUUACACACCGGAAGUGGAAAAAUAUGUCUUCAAAAUUACAAUGGCUGGAAAAUACGUCAAUUGUGGUAGUUUAUGUACAGUUAAAUCGAAUUCAUCAAAAGCAGCAGAUGCUUGGCGGUCAAAGUUAAAUAUGCCAAAAGCUCGAAUCAUUGAUAGGUCAUGUAGGCCUGUGUACCAACGGUUAGGAUUCAGGGAAAUAAAGAGUGAGGAAAUGCUAAAGAAUCACGAAAUCCCUUUGAGAGUAGAACGUGAAAAUCUAAAUGACUAUCGUUAUGCAUAAUCAAUUGCAUUAGGGAUUAUUGCUGGUGAUAAGCGUACAACACUGAAUAUGUUGCUGCGUAAAAAAAUUUCUUUACCAUGUAAAUUGGUUGGUGUCAUGUCAUGUCAUGUCAUGUAUAUUUUGUCAAAUAGUAGUAUUUGCGCGUUUUACUUAAGGAUGUACUUAUUAUAAGGUAAAAUUAAAUAGAGAUCAAAAUACCGUUCUAUAAGUCAGAAGAGCAUACGUAAAGAAACACAAUACAAUAAAUAUAUAUUCAUAGGUUAUAAUUUAAAGUUUCCUUUUCGAGAUAUUUCUUUUCUAAAAAAGUGUCGAGAAAAGGCUGACCCGGACUUUUACCACAUAUUUGUAUUUGCAUUAUAUUUGGGCUUCAAAUCGAUAGAAAAUAGAUCUUCAAACAGCUUAAAUUUAGGAAAAUAACCUUUUAUGAACUUUGAAGUCUUGUAUGAAAAAGAAAAAAAUGGUGUAUGAGGGCAAAAUAUUUAACUCUGUAUUAUAGGGUGAUAAUGAGUCCGAAAAUCUGACAAAUAUUUCUAAAGCUGACAUAAGGACAUCUUCAAGCACUUAUUCUAGUUUCUCGUUAAAAAUCAAAAUGCAAUAUUAUCAAACUAAAUGUCAUUCAGUAUUUAUCCGUUUUCUUAUUGUUACUAGUAAUCCUUACAAUACUUUGAAACCAUUAAUCCUUAUUUUGAAGAUGUAAAUGACAACCUUUAAGUUUGAUCUACAAUGUAAGAGAAUUUUUACUUGGAAUCAUAAGUAACAAAAAAAUAUAUUUGUUUGAAAUAGGGGAAAAAUGCUUUUAA
Molecule: messenger RNA, 1592 nt
Organism: Mytilus trossulus (common blue mussel)
Lineage: Eukaryota; Metazoa; Mollusca; Bivalvia; Mytilida; Mytilidae
Exons: 5
Coding region: 1-792 (263 amino acids)
Biological process (GO): sulfur compound metabolic process; N-acetylglucosamine metabolic process
Molecular function (GO): N-acetylglucosamine 6-O-sulfotransferase activity
Source: RefSeq, a predicted model, not a curated record